Molecule: messenger RNA, 1773 nt
Organism: Meleagris gallopavo (turkey)
Lineage: Eukaryota; Metazoa; Chordata; Aves; Galliformes; Phasianidae
Source: RefSeq, a predicted model, not a curated record
AUGAAACGCGGGGCAGAGGAGCGCUCCGUGCCAUUUAGAGGCUCCGCAUCGACCCCCAACUCGGACAUGUGGCACCGCCGACGUAUUCCCUUGCACCAAGGCUACGCACGCCGCAUACUAAUGGGCGGCACAGGCAGCAAAACACAACAGCGAUCACCGCGCAGCGCGGCGCCCGGCAGCGCACCGCCACCCCGACUUCGGCGUUUCCAGCUUCUGCUGAAAAAGUGCCUCAGAGUCCAAUCACCAAGAAAAAAAAACACAUCUCCUCAUCCUCCUCCCUGCACAAAACCCUGGAAUCCCAUGUUCUCCUGCAUGCUGGAGCCCAGCACGCUCCUGACCAGCAGUUCUUUGGCAAUUCCUCAGGCUUUGCUGCUUAAAACAGCCUCAUAUGAAUACAGCACUACGGUACCUACUGCACAGAUGCUGCCCCAUAUGUGUCAUCCCCUGGAGCAAACAUUUCCAGAACACUUACUCACUCAUGGGUCAUCUCAAGAUAGUUAUUUAAAUACUGCCUUUGACAGAAGUAUUUAUGACUACCCAAACUUGCAGCAUACUUUGUAACAAACGAGUCUGUUCUCUCACAGACCAGACACUUUGCUUUAAGAACUCUGACUUUGUUGUUUCAGUUGUUCUGGGAAUAACAGCCAAUAUUUCAGUUGCUUUGUUUUGCUGUUAUGAGUAAAACAUACCCAAAAAGAUGUAGCACGUUAUUGACGCGCUUCCCUGAGCCAUACCUAAACUGCAAAAAUAGAACUUUUGAAAACUAUCAUAUAUAUAACUCAAAUCUGUAGGAAGAGUCAAGUGCAGGAGCUGAUUCCUGGAAUGGUUAUGUUUACAAUAUUUUCUGAUUUUAAAACUCAGCACUGCUACAUCCCAGGACACUAAGUAUCAGCCCACCAAACCUGACUUUGAUGUGGUAUACACACCACAAGCUCAGGUGUUGAAAUCAGUUUUACUCCAUUUGCUCCCGUUACAGCCAAAUGAGACAGGCUGGCGUUAUCUGUACCACCAAGUACGUUUGAUUCUGCAAGCUCUAGCAAGGGAACUGGGUCUAUUUCACAGCAGUAGAAAAAGGUGCCUGCCUACAUCAGAAAUAGCCUUAAGUAGCUAUCGCAGAUCGCUACAAUACAAAGAGCUUUUAUGGACGUACACAGGUUAUUCUAACAGACUCCAAAACCAAACCAGAGAAUUAGAGACUCAAAACCAGAACGUGCUUCUUUCAUUUUCCUCCUCUCAAUAGCGACUCCUUAUCUUAACCCUCGCUUCACCUCAGUACUUACAUGAAAGAAAGCUACCAUAUUUCGGCAAGUGUAGUAUUACACUUCACUGAGGCACUGCCCUCCUUUCAACUGCCAUAAACGAAGCAUUCACACCUCUCUGCCCUGCAAUUCAGUAGGUAUCUGCAGAUAAGACGGCAGCUUCCCAGCAUUUCUGACUCAGCUCAGCACAACUCCCAAGGCUCUAGGUCAAACAUCUGGAAGCAGCACCUGCCACCCCCUCCUCGUUUCAACGGCAUGAAAAUCGCACAGAAUAUCGCAUCUACAUAUAUAUUUGUACAUUCUUUCUCAAUUCCCUUGUUUGGUCAGCCCAAACAAAUUAUACAAAAUAGUCUUCAAAUAUUUACUGUACAUGGCUGCUAAAAAAGAAUAUUCUACGCUUCGUAAAAUCUACCUCAUGAUUUCAGGUGGAGGUUAUCUAAAACUGGGCGCCUGAAUUACAGUGUAUGAAUUCACUGUCUUAGUUUCAGAUAUACCAAACUCUACAAGCACAAAG